This is a messenger RNA of Gryllus bimaculatus (two-spotted cricket), 477 nucleotides long. NCBI's taxonomy places the organism in Eukaryota, Metazoa, Arthropoda, Insecta, Orthoptera, Gryllidae. The record is from the annotation of a GenBank genome assembly.
AUGUGCCGGCCCGGGAGCGUUGAGAGUAAAUCCAGUCCUGAUGACGCCAUUACCGGUCGCCGUCUGCCAGGAGCGGACCGCCACGCACGCGGCCACGCCGAGCCCGAGCUGGACGCCACCAGCAACUACGAGCUGCUGCUGGGCUACGAGAACGGCACGCACACCGUGCUGCGCUUCCGCCGCCGCUACUACACCUGCGACCCGGACGACUUCCCCAUCACGUUGCCAGUUCGCCUCGUUGGCCGCGCCACCGUCCAGGCCGCGCUGCGCCCCGUCGACCGCUCUCCCGUUCAUCUGCUGCGCGCACGCUCACGCUCACGUUUUCUCACCUUCGCCAAUCGCCAAAUGCUCGCCCCCCGCGGCUCGCUUCCCCUCCGUUUGGGUGCUUGUCGUCUUGUUUGGUUUGCUUCUCUUGGAGCCCCAGAAGUGUGGACUUUUCUCAAAAAAAGCAAACUACGCAUUCACGAAGCUGAUUGA